Juglans microcarpa x Juglans regia is the source of this 822-nucleotide messenger RNA. RefSeq lists its product as uncharacterized. Gene Ontology annotation, molecular function: zinc ion binding; nucleic acid binding. The transcript is spliced from 2 exons. The record is from RefSeq and is a predicted model, not a curated record. Bases 1 to 822 code for a protein of 273 amino acids. Lineage: Eukaryota; Viridiplantae; Streptophyta; Magnoliopsida; Fagales; Juglandaceae.
AUGGAUGAGUCUUCCAGGAUGGCUGCUCGACGUAAUGUUCGAAGUCUUGGGGGCUUGAAUGCAGGAAAUGAAAAGGACGGAUGCACCAUAGAGCAACGGAAAGUAUUAUACUCUACCUUCAAGCUAACCGGUGAGGCUAAACAAUGGUGGAUAUCAAAGAGAACCAUCAGGGAAGCUGAUGGGAGGGGAGUGGUUAGCUGGCUCCACUUCAAGCAGAUUUUCUUUGAUCGUUUCUUCCCAAGAUCGAUUAGAGACGCUAGGGCCAAGGACUUUGCUGACUUAGUGCAGGGUCCUAUGACGGUGCACCAGUAUGCGGCCAUAUAUAUUGAACUAUCACGCUUUGCCUUAUAUCUUAUACCUGAUGAGGAGAAGAAGACCCGAAAAUUUGAGGAGGGACUGAAUAACAAUAUUUAUGAGCGAGUGGUUACCUUUCAGAUCCAUAACUUCUCAGAAUUAGUAGAUAAGGCCACAAUAGUCGAGCGAGGCCUCAAGAGGAGUGUUGAACUUCAAGAGCAGAGGAAGGGGCCGACGCCGUUGGGGUUUCCCUCGAACGAGAAUCAAGGACCAUGGAAGAGGAUGAAGCUAGUGAACAAACCAAGCCAGAGACAGCUGCAGGACAACCAACGGAAUAACUCCUGCAAGUCAUGCAACGUAGUACACUUUAGGGAUUGCAGAAGGAGAACUGGACGGUGUUUUCGAUGUGGGAAGCACAACCACCUCGUCAGAGAUUGUCCAAAGCAACCAGAUGGGAGUAUGAACCCCAAACCGCCUCAGAGGACUGAUUUCACAGAACGAGGCAGGAAUCAACACAAAGCAGUGUAG